Aspergillus terreus NIH2624 is the source of this 879-nucleotide messenger RNA. Its product is annotated as type III PLP-dependent enzyme. Gene Ontology annotation, cellular component: cytoplasm. The transcript has 3 exons. Lineage: Eukaryota; Fungi; Ascomycota; Eurotiomycetes; Eurotiales; Aspergillaceae. The record is from RefSeq and is a predicted model, not a curated record. Gene Ontology annotation, molecular function: ornithine decarboxylase activity. Bases 1 to 879 code for a protein of 292 amino acids.
AUGCGUAGCGUCCUUAGUCUGGGGGUUGAUCCGUCCCGCAUUAUUUUCGCUAAUCCGUGUAAGAGUGCAUUGUCACUGGUAUUCGCUCAGAUGUCAGGCGUGAACUUGGCUACAUUUGACAACCUAGAUGAGCUUGACUCAAUCAAGACUUAUCACCCAGAUUGCCGACUUGUUCUUCGGAUAUUCGCCUGCGACGAUGAUGCCCUUUUGAAUCUAAGCCAAAAGUUUGGCGCCCCAGAGGGGUCUCUGCUACGUUUGCUAGAACGAGCUCGCGAACUCGAUCUUAAUGUAACUGGAGUCAGCUUCCACGUCGGCACUGGUGCGUGCAAUGCAGCUCCCUAUGUUAUGGCCAUCCAAAAUGCCAAGGUUGUAUUUGAACAGGCCAAGAGAUUAGGAUAUGAUAUGAAUCUCUUGGAUAUUGGUGGUGGCUUUCAGGAUCACAACUUUGAGCAAAUCGCAUGCCACGUGGCAGUGGCGUUGAAUGAUGGGCUGCCACGGGACAUCCGAAUCAUUGCAGAACCAGGCCGCUAUUAUGUACGCACAGCCUAUACCCUAGUGUGCAAAGUUAUCUCCCGUCGGCGGCAGAUUAGUGACCCGGCGAACUUGGAACCAGACAUGCUGUACCAAAAUGACGGUGUCUACGGGAGCUUCAUGAACGUUUUAAUCGAGAAAGAGAGGUUACAGCCGUCUUUAAUCCCGGGCAGUCGGCACUUACACCAGCACGCCUCAAAGCGCCGAUCAGGGCAGCAUUGCUAUUCGAUUUGGGGCCCGACAUGUGACAGCAUUGACUGUGUCACAAAGCAGACAGUUUUCGACUCUGAGGUCAAUGUGGGCGACUGGCUAAAGUACAGCAAUAUGGGUGGAAUAAUGGUUGUUUAA